UGGCUUGAGCCGCAUCUCGGUUUCUAUCUAGCAUCUUUGCCCUCUUUCUUGGGAUUCAUGGCAUGAAGGGCAAAACAGCCAGAAUGAAGUGGGUUUCUUUGUUGGGAUUGCGGAGGGCGGCAAGCAUCUCACGCCCAGGCCUUGCUUCUAGUAUGUCUCUCUCCCCCUUUUCUCCUAAAAGUCUAAGAAUUUUUUCCCGAGUCUAGGAUGGGACAUCCCCCACGGUGCCGGGCUUGCUAUCCUGUUAUGUGAUUAAAGGCGCUUUAUUCCUUCACUCAUGAGUUUGAGUUGCAUCAGGACAUGACUACGGCAUACAGGCCUUCUCCGGGUGAGGAUGCCCCGGAGCUCCGCCCGUUCCGGGGCUGGGACUGCUACUGCGGGCUGCUCCUCCGGGGACCCCGGCGCCCCGGCUCCCAGCUCCUGCAAUGCAGCGGCCCCUCGCGCCCGGCUCCCUGUGCAUCGUACCCGCUGGCUCCGGACAGGGGCCGCCCCGCUACGUGUGCUACUGCGAGGGCCCUGAGGGGCCGGGGCUUGACUCCGACCCUGGAGAGACCGGCGCUUUCAACAUCUAUGUGACUGAUGCCCUGGAGCUCUGGAACACCAGCUUCACCCCGGAGAGCCUGGAGAAACAUAAAGCCCAGCAUGGCUUGGAUGGGGCUGAGGACUAUUCGACUUGGUUCAGGGCUGCCUGUGACCAGCACUCAGUAUCUUUGACCUUGAAGGAUGACAGCAGCGCUUACCUGACUAUCUCCAGGGAAGCAGAAACCCUGACUUUUGACCUUUCUAAGGUGCCCAAUCCUGAAGCAGCCCCACAAGUCCAGACAUUGAUGCUGAGGUUGGCAGAGCAAGUAUGCAAGUUGGAGAAGCAGCUGGCAGCUUUAAAGGAUGAGACCCCAAGCCCUAGGAAGAAACCCCAGCCAGGCAGGCAGCAGCUGUUUUUGCCAGAUCCAGAUUCUCGAAGAGGUGCCUCAGGCCCUGUGGUCAAGAAAUGGAUGCCAGGAGAGUCGCUCAUCAAUCCUGGCUUCAAGAGUAAGAAGCCAGCCAGUGGUGUGAACUUUGAUGAUGCCUAAGACAUGGUAAUAACUGCAUGAGGUUAUUGCCUCCUGGGGGACAAGGACUUCAGGAGCUGCAGGGCUCCAGGGAAGCCAAUAGGCCUCAGAGCCCAGCAUGAAGGGAAAAGGGGAAGGGCCAAGUUGGCUGUGUCCAGAGGAAUGAGUGAUUCAUCAAGUCUGUGACAGCUGGCUCCCAGCUUAGCUGCUCUCCUAAAGCAAAGCAAAAUAAAUCACAAAUAUUUAUUGUCUA
Molecule: messenger RNA, 1302 nt
Organism: Dromiciops gliroides (monito del monte)
Lineage: Eukaryota; Metazoa; Chordata; Mammalia; Microbiotheria; Microbiotheriidae
Gene: PAXX
Product: PAXX non-homologous end joining factor
Exons: 7
Coding region: 426-1070 (214 amino acids)
Biological process (GO): double-strand break repair via nonhomologous end joining
Cellular component (GO): site of double-strand break; nucleus; nonhomologous end joining complex
Molecular function (GO): molecular adaptor activity
Source: RefSeq, a predicted model, not a curated record